AUGAAAGAAGCGGAGUCGUCAAAGCUCCAGCAAAUCUCGACAUCCGUUUGGGUCCCAAUACCGCAAUGCUCAUCCUGGUAUGUGGGCAGGGACGACUUGGAACGAAUUGUGCUCUCAAUGCUCCGCCUUCCCUGGACACCGUUCAGCUACCUGAUCUGGAAAUCUAACAACGGAUUCUGGCACAGCCUGCUACGAGAGUCAACCGGCUUGCUCGACCACUUGCCACUCUUAACUGCGCGAUUCGACACAGUCCUUGAACGCAAACUGGGUACGUGGAAAGACUGGAACCGUUUCGAGCCUGGAAAGACAGACUUUCUUGCGGAAUUGACCGCGUCCCUAGAGGACAGCCUCUUCGAAUACCCGUCAUUAACCCGGCUCUCCAUCGGUGUACUAUAUAUAACCAAUGUCGACUUCUGCGCCCAGAUCAACGCUCUGCUUGAUACGCAGAGCCGGACUUUCAUCAAUCUGGUUGCUAAAUUCGAUACGAAGAGCGGUAAAAUAGAAUGGGAGCGCGAUUCCACCCGUUACGAAUUCAGCUUCCAAUCACCGGUUCUAGAGGAGGGUGCGCAGGAAAUAGGGGAAGAAGUGGUAGGGGAUGAUGUGGUGGAGCUAAAAUCGACCGACUUAAUCGCGAUGGCGCUGUGGGCAGCUGUGAGGUGUGCACUGUGGAGAUGUUCGCCGAGCUCGAAACCUUUGUUGCGGUUUAUCAAGAGCAUGGACAGCGUCGCACAUGUCAAGUAA
This is a messenger RNA of Trematosphaeria pertusa, 741 nucleotides long. RefSeq lists its product as uncharacterized. The coding region runs from base 1 to 741 and encodes 246 amino acids. The transcript has a single exon. Lineage: Eukaryota; Fungi; Ascomycota; Dothideomycetes; Pleosporales; Trematosphaeriaceae. The record is from RefSeq and is a predicted model, not a curated record.